AUGUAUUGCCAGAAAUGUCGCACGCCGCUGAAGCUGGAUGGCUCUGUAGAGUCACUCAACCCAGCUGCCUUUGACUUAUUAUCCAACUCUACAGGAAAGGCGUCAGAUACCGGAGCUGUUUCCUCGUCAGCGCGAUCGUCCUAUCCGCCCGAACACCGCGACAAGUAUGACCAAUCCUCUAGAAAUGCUACGUCGCCAGUUUACAGACGGUCUAUCCCCGCCCCGCGUGCAGGAGGCCAGCACCACCCGCCCGCAAUACCCCGAACCGAUAGCGGCAAUAUGUCAUUCGUGAUGCUCACUGAGUCUCAAGUUACGCCGCCACCGGUCAGUGAGAGUAACUCUGCUACCCGAGGCAAGCGAAAUCCUACACAAGCCCAACUCCGGGGCCAGGAGGAUAAGUCAUUCGUUGAUCAAGUGGAGAAGACGACACGGCUGUUUGAGAUAGUCUCAGCGCGCUCCGAUAUCGACCAUCCUAUUUGCGUGGAAUGCACUGAGCUACUUGUGGAAGGAUUACAAAAACGCUUGGCAGGGUCUACAAAGGAGCGAGAUGCAUACAUUUCAUUUCUUCGAAACCUAAAUAGGUCCAUUCCGACCGAGGAGGAGCUGCAGGCGGCACAGAAAUCGUUGGAUGAGAGCCUAGAAGCGGAACGGGCCGCAUUUGCAGAGCUGCAGGCAUUUGAGAAAGAAAAGGCUACUCUAGAUGCAGAGAUCGCCAAUUUGGAAAUCGAAUCGCAACGCCUGGAUGCGGACGAGGAGAGCUUUUGGCGGUCUCGCAAUGCGUUCGCCUUGACGCUCACUGAGUUUCAAAGCGAACGGGAUGCGCUCAAUAUGCGGUAUGAUCAUGACUCCCAGCAGCUUGAGAGGCUGCAACGGACGAAUGUCUACAAUGACGCGUUUUGCAUUGGUCAUGAUGGAUAUUUCGGUACUAUCAAUGGACUACGGCUGGGCCGGCUAGCCAAUCCUUCUGUUGACUGGCCUGAAAUUAAUGCUGCAUGGGGACAAACAGCUCUACUUCUGGCCACGAUGGCCGAGAAACUCGGGUUCCAAUUCCAGGGGUAUCGUCUCAAACCACUAGGGUCUAACUCGCGGAUUGACAAGAUUGAAUAUCCCAUGCAGCCAUCCGGUCAGCCGGUCGAGGGAGCUGCACCUAAAGUGACCCAACUAGACCUGUUUUCGUCCGGGGAUCUCCCGCUGAACCUUCCUUGGCUCCACCGUCGCUUUGACUCGGGCAUGGUGGGGUUCCUUGAGUGUCUCCGCCAGCUGGGGAAGUUUGUUGAAACGACGCCAGCACCAGUUAUAUCUCCCCGUCGCGGCCAGACUGGCGCCACCGCACCAGGGCUAAAGCUGCCCUACGAGAUCAAGCGGGACCGUAUUGGCGAUGCCAGCAUCAAGUUGGGCUUCAACCAGAACGAUGAGACAUGGACUCGAGCCUGCAAGUACACGCUCACUUGCUGCAAGUUUCUCCUUGCGCAUGCCAGCAAUCUCGCUAGCGCGGGGUCUAGCAACUCAGCUGCUGUCGCGGCUGCAGCUGUAGCAGCCGCCGACCAAGCCCGACAAACAACAGCCCCGAGGAAUAAACCAUGA
This is a messenger RNA of Penicillium hordei, 1584 nucleotides long. RefSeq names its product beclin 1. The transcript has 2 exons. The record is from RefSeq and is a predicted model, not a curated record. Gene Ontology annotation, biological process: autophagosome assembly; late endosome to vacuole transport; cellular response to nitrogen starvation. Bases 1 to 1584 code for a protein of 527 amino acids. NCBI's taxonomy places the organism in Eukaryota, Fungi, Ascomycota, Eurotiomycetes, Eurotiales, Aspergillaceae. Gene Ontology annotation, cellular component: phosphatidylinositol 3-kinase complex, class III, type I; phosphatidylinositol 3-kinase complex, class III, type II; phagophore assembly site.